AUGAGCGUCGCAUUCGAAGUUUUUCGUGGUUCGAAAGAGGGCAAGAUCGUCGCCGACACCACAACACGCACCUUGGGCCCCAAUGAAGUCUACAUCGAGACCACGCACUCCGGCCUUUGUGGAACAGACGAGCACUUCCUGAAGUCCGGUAUCGUCCUCGGCCACGAGGGUGUGGGAAUUGUGCGCCAGAUUGGCCCAAAUGUCAAGAAUGUCAAGGCUGGAGAUCGUGUUGGAUUCGGAUACACCCACUAUGUCUGCGGAACUUGUGAGAAGUGUUUGACUGGGUGGGACCAAUACUGCGAGAACAAGAAGGAAUACGGCACACAUGACCACGAUGUUGGAUCUCUCAGCGGCGGUGCUGUUUGGGAUGCUGGCUGUGUGGUCCCCAUUCCCGAAGGAUACGAUUCUGCGGACGCAGCCCCCCUGAUGUGCGCUGGCGCCACAGUGUGGACAUGUUUGACCGAAUAUGGUGUCCGUCCCACCGAUCGAGUGGGCGUGAUGGGUAUUGGUGGACUAGGUCACUUGGCAAUCAAGCUGGCCUCCGCCAUGGGAUGCCACGUCGUGGUGUUCUCCAGCUCCGAAGCGAAGCGGGAGGAAGCCUUCAGCUUCGGUGCCUCCGAGUACCAUGUCUUCCGCGCCGGCCAGGAAUUGAAAGAUUGCAAGCCGGUGAACCAUCUUCUGCUGUGCGGCAGUGCCAAUGUCGAUUAUUCCUCUCUCAUUCCUUUGAUGGAUAUCCAUGGAUCCAUUUACCCAUUGACCGUCGACUUCGCACCCUCCCCCGUUCCGCUCCUGUACAUGAACGUCAAGGGUAUCCGGAUCCAGGGAUCUUUGGUGGCGUCUCGGCAGAGCCUUCGGUCCUUGGUGCAGUUCGCAGCUGAUAAGAAGAUUGUCCCGACAUCAAUGCAGUUCCCUUUGACUCAGGAGGGAGUUGAAGAGGCAAUGGAAACUCUUCGUCAGGGCAAGAUGCGUUACCGGGGUGUUCUUGUGCGUUAA
Molecule: messenger RNA, 993 nt
Organism: Penicillium pulvis
Lineage: Eukaryota; Fungi; Ascomycota; Eurotiomycetes; Eurotiales; Aspergillaceae
Product: NAD(P)-dependent alcohol dehydrogenase
Exons: 3
Coding region: 1-993 (330 amino acids)
Biological process (GO): alcohol metabolic process
Molecular function (GO): alcohol dehydrogenase (NADP+) activity; zinc ion binding
Source: RefSeq, a predicted model, not a curated record